Molecule: messenger RNA, 1788 nt
Organism: Aspergillus homomorphus CBS 101889
Lineage: Eukaryota; Fungi; Ascomycota; Eurotiomycetes; Eurotiales; Aspergillaceae
Product: inorganic phosphate transporter
Exons: 7
Biological process (GO): transmembrane transport
Cellular component (GO): membrane
Molecular function (GO): transmembrane transporter activity
Source: RefSeq, a predicted model, not a curated record
AUGGGCCUUCUGCCCCAAGUCAAAUUGUACCUGAACCCGUGGGAAACCUAUGACGACUUCCAACAUCAUGCGCCAGCUCAAAGACGCAAUUUCAUUAUCAGCCGGUUAGAGAAUGCCAGACGAAGAGAAUGGCUUUGGAUAGUCGUCGUGGCCGGAACCGGUUUUUUCGCAGAUGCCUAUUGUAUCUUCUCUGUCAACAUGGUCGUUCCGAUGCUCAGUGCGGUCUACUGGAACGACAUAAAGCUUCGGUCCGAUAUUCUGCACAACUACAGUGUGGCCCUAGCCAUUGCGACCUUGGGAGGUGCACUGGUGGGCCAAAUUCUUUUCGGUGUUGCAGCUGACAUCUGGGGCCGCCGUAAGAUGUACGGAUGGGAGCUCAUCAUCCUCAUCUUUAGCACUCUGGGUAUGUCGAUGGCGUCGUCUGGGAAAGACUCCAUGUCUAUGAUCGGAGUUCUGCUGUUCUGGAGGUUCUUCAUGGGGGUUGGGGUUGGGGCUGACUAUCCAUUAUCAGCGGUGAUCUGCUCAGAGCUUGCCCCUACACGCAUAAGAGGUCGCAUGCUGGCGGUUGUGUUCCUCUGUCAGUCAUUGGGUGAAGCGGCCGCCGCUGUGGUUACGCUUAUCGUCGUAGCUGGCUUCCAAAGCAACUUAUCUGAUUUCCCGAAUGAUCCGAACAGCCUGGAAUGUACGGGCUCCUGUGUUCGAGAUAUGGACAAAAUGUGGAGAUAUAUUGUCGGGCUUGGGGCAGUGCCCGCUUUCGUUGCCAUCUGGUUCCGGAUGACGAUCAUCGAGUCUCCGCGGUUUACUGCGGAUGUGAUGAACAACAGCCUUCAGGCAGCCGCCGAUGUUUCUCAAUUCUAUCGCUCGACAGAGCUACCGGCCACAUCAAUGUCAAGCCUAGAACGAGAUUCUAUCUCCCUAACACAGACCCAUACACGCGAAGACGGCACUAUCUCACCGGUCAUAUCCCGCGAUUCGGGCUCUAUAACCAGUGAGAACGUUGCCCACUCUCGUGCCAACCUGUGGAAGGACUUCAAGCUUUUCCUCAAACAAGGUCACAACCUUCGCACUCUGGUUGCCACGUCUUUGUGCUGGUUCUGUCUCGAUUUGCCCUUCUACGGCUUGGGCUUGAUGAAUGCGGAGAUUAUCAACACCAUCUGGUACGGCAAGAACAUUCAGCCAGCAGGCAAAUACCAGUAUCUCCUUCGGGUCUCGUACCAGAGCAUUGUGGUCGUCUCGUCUGGUGCUAUUGUCGGCAGCAUCAUCGCCGUAAUGACAGUUGAUCGAAUCGGCAGGCGAAAUCUGCAGCUCCUGGGGUUCUGCUGGCUUUUCAUUCUUAAUGUGAUCAUCGGUGCAGCCUUCCGUUACCUGAGCGAGCAUGGGGACUCAUCGGCUCUUGUCGUACUCUACGUGCUGACGCAGAUAUUUUUCAACUUUGGACCGAAUACUACCACGUAUAUUGUCCCCGCCGAGGUCUUCCCAACCCGGUUCCGCGGCACCUGCCAUGGUAUUUCUGCCGCCUCAGGGAAAUUGGGCUCAAUCCUCGCACAAUGCUUCUUGGGUUAUGUGGAUUUCGGAAACGGUGCAAAUUGGCACAAUGUGCCAGAUUGGCUGGGUUACGCUCUUCUCUGUCUCUCUUUCUUCAUGCUCAUGGGCCUCAUUACUACACUGUGGAUUCCAGAUACUCGGGACUCACAAGGUAACAACAAGUCUCUGGAGCAGAUUGCCGCGGAGAUGGAGGCCAAGCAUAACUUUGGCUGUGAUAUUGAAACGAAUGAUCUUCAUGUCCAG